GAAGAAGAAACCUUCUGCAACUUUUUCUUUGCUCUCAUUCGGCAGUCAUUUUUUGCAGGAAAAUGUCUAAGUUGCCACCAUCUGGUCGAGGACCAACCAAACGUAAGCGACCAGCAACUCUAGUGCCCAGAUUUGUGAGUCGUGUGCCAUCACCAUCCACUCCAUCAUUUGGUUCCUCGUCAACUACUCCACCAUCAUCCACUCCAUCACUUGGUUCAUCGCCAACUACUCCCCAAGUUGGCUCAUCAUCUACCACUCCACCACGUGAUUUAUCACAAUCUACUUCAUCACCCAAUACCUCCACUCAUGCCGGUACUGAUACAACUGUCUCAAAUAAUAAUUCUGAUCAACCACUACAUGUUAUUGGGUCUAUAGCGGCAAACGGUCGUUUGUGCAUUGGAGUUAAAAAAAAGCAAUUACUUCCUUCAGAAGAAUGUUCCCGAAAGAUUACUUCUCUUUUCAAGGAAAGGGUUGAUCCUGAUGGUUACUCAUGGGCUAACUUAAGUGAAGAUAUAAUAAAGUUUUAUUGGGAUGAGUUUAAGAAGCAUUGCUAUUGGAAUCCUAUAAUAGAAUCUUCAAUAAAGGCAGCGUGGACUUCAAAAGCUAAACAAAGAUAUUCCAAUUAUCUCAGUAAUAUGAAAACAGGAAGAUGUCAGAAGAAUUCAUCAAUCACUCAAGAAGUUUUGGAUAGUUGGAUGACUAUGUGGAGUAGUGAAGAAUUUCAGAAGAAAUCUAAUCAAAGCAAAAAAAAUAGGCGUCAAGGUGAAUUAGAGAAGCC
Messenger RNA from Cuscuta epithymum, 778 nucleotides. The record is from the annotation of a GenBank genome assembly. Lineage: Eukaryota; Viridiplantae; Streptophyta; Magnoliopsida; Solanales; Convolvulaceae.